GGAACUGGGACUUCCUGUGGCAGUUCAUUUCCUGGUCGGCAGGGGCCGCGAGCGGAGGAAGGCUCGGCAUGGUCUCCCCCCGGCCAGCCCCAGCCUCCCUUGACGCCCUUCCACCUCCUCCUCCUCCUCCUCCUCCUCCGCAGCGGCUCCCCCUCCUGCUCUGCCCGGCCGGCGGCGCUCCUCCGGCUGCCACUUUGUAGCGAUGCUGCAGGGCCGGAGCGGCGCCCGCAGCGGAAGCGGACAUGGUCUGAAUAAUACCCAGGCUCUGCCUUCCUGGACUGGGCGAGAGGGAACAAAGCAUAUGACCUCUAAGGAAAAAGAAGAUAUUUUGCCGCAAAGGGAUUAAUUUUUGUCUUGCUUCAAGACGUCAAGAGCUGUGUACAUAGACACACACACACACACAAAAUACACACAAACACACACAUAUAUAUAUAUUUGGGGUGUUUGUGUGUCAUACUGGACUUGCUAAGCUAAAAGUGUUUAGGCUGCACACGCUUGGAGCCAUGAAGAAGUUUUUUGACUCUCGGCGAGAGCAGGGUGGCUCUGGGGCCGGUUCUGGGACCCUCGGAGGGAGUGGCAGUAGCACUGGGCCUGGGAGUGGAUACAUAGGCCGGGUGUUCAACAUUGGGAGGUGUCAGGUGACUGUGGAUGAAGUUCUGGCGGAAGGUGGGUUUGCUAUUGUUUUUCUGGUGAGAACCAGCAAUGGGAUGAAAUGUGCCCUCAAACGAAUGUAUGUCAACAAUGAACACGACCUACAAGUCUGCAAACGGGAAAUUCAGAUCAUGAGGGACCUUGUGGGACACAAGAACAUUGUUGGAUUUAUUGACUCCAGUAUAAACUCUGUGAGCAGUGGGGAUGUCUGGGAAGUCUUGAUCCUCAUGGAUUUUUGCCGAGGAGGCCAAGUGGUGAACCUCAUGAAUCAGCGCUUGCAGACAGGCUUCACGGAAAGCGAAGUCCUGCAGAUCUUCUGUGACACCUGCGAAGCUGUGGCCAGGCUGCACCAGUGCAAAUCACCCAUCGUCCAUAGGGAUUUGAAGGUGGAAAAUAUCCUCCUGCACGAUCGUGGCCAUUAUGUGCUGUGUGACUUUGGAAGUGCCACCAACAAAUUCCAGAACCCUCAGCUUGAAGGAGUGAAUGCAGUGGAGGAAGAAAUCAAGAAGUACACCACACUAUCCUACAGAGCACCAGAAAUGGUCAACCUCUAUAGCGGCAAGCUGAUUACUACAAGAGCAGACAUCUGGGCCAUGGGCUGUUUGCUGUACAAGCUCUGCUAUUUUACUUUGCCAUUUGGUGAGAGCCAAGUAGCAAUUUGCGACGGAAACUUCACCAUUCCUGACAACUCGCGCUACUCUCAAGACAUGCACUGCCUCAUACGGUAUAUGCUGGAACCAGACCCUGACAAGAGACCUGAAAUAUACCAGGUCUCCUAUUUUGCAUUCAAGCUCGCUAAGAGGGAAUGUCCGGUCCAGAAUGUACAGAACUCUCCGAUACCUGCCAAACUCCCAGAGCCCGUGAAAGCGAGUGAAGCUGCUGCUAAGAAGAGCCAGCCAAAAGCCAGGCUGACAGAUCCUAUCCCCACGACUGAAACAUCCAUCACCCCACGCCAAAGACCCAAAGCUGGGCAGACGCAACCAAACCCGGGGAUCCUGCCCAUCCAGCCUGCUCUGACUCCCAGAAAGAGGCCCACAGCACAGGUUGCUGCUCCAGCGCCUUUGGCCGGGGGUCAGGCCCCCCUCCCCACCAGCGUCCCACAGCCGAAAGCCCUGCCUCAGCCGACUCCGCCUCUCCCGCAAGCUCAGCCUAAGCAGCCGCCCCCUGUACAGCCGCCUGCUGCCCCCCAACCGCAAGCCCCUCCAGCUCAGCCUCAGGCCGCCACCCCACAGCAUCAGCUGUUCCUAAAGCAGCAGCACCCACAGCCGCCAGCGCAGCCGCCAGCCACAUUUUAUCAGCCCCAAGGACCUCAGCCACAGCCGCAGCCUCCCCUACAAGUUCAACAGAUCCAAGUGGCGCUCCAGGCACCGCAGCCACCAGUGAAGCCACAGUUUCCAGUGGCGCAGCCAGGAGUGCAACCACAGCCUGUGCAGAAUUACAUGCAGCAGCAGCAGCUGCUGGCACAACAGGGGUCCACCCCACAGAAAACAGCUGCAGGGCAGCAGAAGCCGUCGGCUCAGAUCCUGCCUCAACCGCAGGUGCAGCAGGUGGCGGCACAGCCAGUCCCUGUGCAGGAUCAUCCGCAAGCGCCUCCACGACAUCAAAGGAUACCCACUACCCCGCCGUCAGCUGUCCAGGGGCAGAAGGUGGGCUCCCUCACUCCCCCGUCCUCCCCCAAGACUCAGCGAGCGGGACACCGGAGGAUCCUGAGUGACGUGACUCACAGCACUGUCUUUGGGGUCCCAGCCAGCAAAUCAACACAGCUUCUGCAGGCAGCGGCUGCUGAGGCCAGCCUCAACAAGUCCAAGUCUGCCUCGACAACGCCUUCUGGAUCCCCCAGGACAUCACAGCAAAAUGUCUACAAUCCACCAGAUGUCUCUACCUGGAACCCUUUUGAUGACGACAACUUCUCCAAGCUCACAGCAGAGGAGCUGCUGAACAAGGAUUUUGCAAAACUGAGUGAUGGUAAACUUCCAGAGAAGCUGGGUAGCUCAGCAGAGAACCUGAUCCCAGGCUUUCAGCCGGCUCCUUCCGCAACACAGGCAGAUGCGUUUGGCUCAUCUUCUCUUGCACCUGUGUCAGCUGAAAAAACAAAAGAUAUCCUGGACUCUAGCCCUCCACUUCUGGCUGUUCCUGAUCCUUUCAUUCCUCUUCCACUAUCAGAUACGCCAGAAAAACUGAUUGAGGGCCUCAAAUCUCCUGAGCCUGCACUUCUCCUCCCUGAUAUCCUGCCUCUCGCUGAUCCCUUCGGUAGCACCCCUGAUGCUGUGAAUGGAAAAGCUGAACUAACAGUUGAGAGCCUCAUCCCAGGCCUUGAGGCUCCUGUGUCGCAGCAUAUAUCAUCGCAGACAGACUCUGUGGCUUCAAACAGAGCAGAAGAUACUAACCUGAUCUCUGGCUUCGAUGUCCCUGAGGGCUCUGAAAAGGAGGCAGGAGACGAGUUUGACCCCAUCCCUGUGUUGAUAUCCAAAAAUUCACAAGGUGGGCAUUCUAGAAACAGCAGUGGAAGCUCUGAAUCCAGUCUUCCCAACCUAGCCAGGUCUCUUCUCCUAGGGGAUCAGCUCAUAGACCUGUAGCAGCCACUCAGUAACCAAGGCGGUUUCUGUAACGUACCUUAAAUCAAUGUGGUUUUUUUUUUGGUUUUGUUUUGUUUUGUUUUCCCAACGGAGCUAAAUCUUUAGUUGUCAGGUGAUUUUGUGUUCCUGUUGUUGUUUGUUUAAAAAUAACCCUGCAGAUGGAAGGAGCCCACGCCCUGAGCCCCAGAUCAUGGCCUCCCUCUCUUGGGACUCCCCUGCCCUCCGUCUCAGCACGUCCUUGAUGCAACUUGCUACCUUGUGCACUUCUCUCUCUCUA
Lacerta agilis (Sand lizard) is the source of this 3504-nucleotide messenger RNA. It is a transcript of the gene AAK1, whose product is annotated as AP2 associated kinase 1. Bases 504 to 3227 code for a protein of 907 amino acids. The transcript has 21 exons. Gene Ontology annotation, molecular function: protein kinase activity; ATP binding. The record is from RefSeq and is a predicted model, not a curated record. NCBI's taxonomy places the organism in Eukaryota, Metazoa, Chordata, Lepidosauria, Squamata, Lacertidae. Gene Ontology annotation, biological process: protein phosphorylation.